Penicillium subrubescens is the source of this 1047-nucleotide messenger RNA. Its product is annotated as alpha/beta fold hydrolase. The coding region runs from base 1 to 1047 and encodes 348 amino acids. The transcript has a single exon. NCBI's taxonomy places the organism in Eukaryota, Fungi, Ascomycota, Eurotiomycetes, Eurotiales, Aspergillaceae. The record is from RefSeq and is a predicted model, not a curated record.
AUGAUCAAUUCGAACCUCUACAAUUUUCAUUUUGAUGCAGAUGUAAUGGCAGCAAACGAUCUUUAUGACAGGACUUCCGGAGAGGAAGAGCAUAUUCUUCCUCUGCCAAACUACAGACAACUAGCCUAUGCCCACAACGGACCUCCCACAUCUCGGACAGUGAUUAUAUUCUUCCCUGGCCUCUUUGGCAUCGGACGCGCACCGCGAGUCCCUGAAACAUGCCGCGAGCUCCAAGCACAUUUCAUCGCGCCGACCCUCCCAGGAAUGGGAAAUACCAGCACCCGCGACAAAUCAGUGCCCUACCAAGUCUCACUCGCCAAAGACAUAACUGCGCUCCUCUCCUACCUCUACCCGACAAAUGAGUUUGAUACUCUCUAUCUAUCCGGCGGAUCUUACGGCACUGUCCCCGCACAGAUGCUAUAUGGAGCUUCCUAUGAGCUAUUCCCCGCCGGACGCAAGAUCGCAGGCUGCCUGUUGAUUGCUGGCUUCUCUCCGCUGAAAUACCACAAAGGUUAUGCGAAAACACUCAGUUGGCAGAAUUGGUUUUCGUUUGGUCCGCCCACGCAACUCCUCCCUUUCCAUCUUUUACAGUGGUUAUUUCGGGGUAUUAUUGGGUCGCGCAUGGGUACUCAAGAUGGCGCUGAAGCGUUUCUACGUCAACAGAUCUUCAGUAAGAUGGACGACGGUGAAAGAUCUAAAUUCAAGCAGUGGCUCGACAUAAACGACUUGAGCGAGGAUACGUUCAUCACACAAAUGGCUCGUGAUACUCUCAAAUCCAACAAAAACUGGGAUGGAUUCAUGGAGGUAGCGGAUGUGUUGCAUUCAGAUUGGGGAUUUGAGCCCGAAAAGCUUGAUGAUGAGCAUGUGUCGAAACCUGUACUCGUUGUCGGCUCAAGCGCUGACGAUCUCGGUGGAACGAGUAACGACUGGCUUGUGCAGAAUUAUAGGUCUGUGAGGCUGAAAUUAUUGCCUGGGGGUCAUAUUUCGGCUCUGUUCUAUAUGGAUGAACUGUGGAAAGAAUUGUUUGAUACUGUACUGAGGACAUGA